CGUCAAACAUCUUCGUUUCCCUUUCAGACAAUUCAAAAAUUUCUUUCAUUACAGACACAGCCAAAAUCCUAAAAAACUUCCAUUUACUCAAUCUUCUUCUUUAUCUAUUAUUAUUUCUUUUAAUCAUUAGUUUCUUCCAAGGAAACCCAUGUCAGCAUCAUUGGCUCGCCGGCCAAGAGACCGUGCCGGCGGUAGCGCCGGACCCAAAGCUCCGGCCAACCACAUAAAGCCCUCUAAACCACUCACACCAACCCCCAUCUUCGUCAAAAGAUCCUCCACCGCCGGAAAAGAGAACCCUCCCGGGCCAACUUCCAAAACCAACAACGCGGCGUCCCUGAAGCCGGCGAUCCGACCCAUGUUGCGGGUCGAUAAAGCGGCCGUCUCUGCUGGCCACGUCGGUGAACCUCGCGUCCGGUGGUCCACUUCGUCUGCACCGAGAGGUAGGAGCCCAAGCCCAUCUGAGUUCACGAGGGUUUUAUCUGAUAUGCGCAAGGAUAGGAGGGUCUCAACGGAUCGGAACGUUCAGGGUUCUCUGCGAGAGAGCGAUCGGAUGGUGGCGAGCGCAGGUAAGACUUUGAAUGGGUUUAGGGUUUCUGAAAGCGUGAAGCAGAAGAAGGGUGGUUUUGGGGAUUUGGGCUUCAAACCGAGUGAUUUGGGUGUGGGUCAGAUUAAGAUUUUCAAGGAUUGCAAAGAAGACGGUGGUAGAGUUGGUUUGAAUUUGGAGAAAAAGAAUGGGGUUUGUGAGGAAUUGAAAGUGAACGUUGUUCAGAGCGAGAAAAUUGCAAACAAGGUUAGAGAAUUCAACAAUGGUGGUGAUACUGAUGGUGUUGAUUCAAGCUCGGACUUGGUAAAUCCCAAUGGGUUUGAUAAGAAAGUUCCGAUAUUGGUCAGGGUCGAUAAUAAAGCUGUAAGGAUUGGUAAUGGAAUCCAUUUGGGGCAGAAAAAUGAGGUGAAUGAAGAAUGUACUAAGGAUGUGAUGGUUUUGGAAGUUCCUAAAGAGAAAGGUUUGGGUGAAGAAGGCUUUAGUGGUCGGGGUGGUAACAAAUAUCCAAGCAAGCUCCAUGAGAAGCUUGCUUUCUUAGAAGGUAAGGUUAAGAGAAUUGCUUCUGAUAUCAAGAGGACUAAGGAAAUGUUGGAUAUGAAUAACCCAGAUACCUCAAAGGUGAUACUUUCAGAUAUUCAGGAAAAAAUUUCAGGAAUUGAGAAUGCUAUGGGUAAUGUGACGGUUGAUCCUAAUAGUAAGAAGGGAAUCUUGAAGGGUGUUGGGCAGGAUGAGCAGGAUGUAAAAAUGGUCGAGAAAGGUCGGAUUGAGGAGGUGGACAAUUCUAGGAGUUUGGUUAAAGGCAUUGAGCAGGUGGAUAAUGGUAAGAGUUCGGUGAAAGUUUUGAAAAGUGAAGAUUUGGAAGCUAGACUUUUUCCUCAUCAUAAGUUGCUCAGAGGUCGGACAACUUUGAAAGCAUCAUCAGUAAGCUCUCAAAGUGUAGAGUCCCAGGUUGGAGAACCCAAUUGUGAAUCAAUGGCAGAGGACAAGUCAUUAAGCCCUAUAGAUGAGCAUAGGAUUGCGGUGGAGUUCUUGGCUUCUUUGGAUAAGGAACAUGCAAAGGUCACAACGAGGGAUGCGCGGGCUGGUUCAGAAUAUUGUGAUGUUGAAGAAAUGGAUUGUGAUACUGAUGCAGGAGGACAAGAAUCUUCGAACAUCAUGAUUGAAAAAAAUGAUGUUGAGCUCAUUCUUACAACUGAUGAAAUAUUAGAUGAGUUUGAUGAUCAGGAGAAUAGGCAGGGAAUGAUACUUGGCAAUGAAACUGAGGAUACUUCCAGUGCUCAGUUGAAUGAAAUAGGCUGUAAAGCCACAACAGCUGGGUGGUUUGUGAAUGAGGGGGAGUCUGUUCUUCUUUCUCAUGAUGAUGGUACAUGUACCUUCUAUGAUAUUGUCAAUUGUGAGGGGAAGGCUGUGUUCAGGCCUCCUGCAGGAGUUUGUCCUAAUAUGUGGAGAGAUUGUUGGAUAGUCCGUGCACCUAGUGCAGAUGGUUGCUCAGGGAGGUAUGUCGUGGCUGCAUCCGCUGGGAAUGCUACGGAUUCAGGUUUUUGUUCGUGGGAUUUCUACAGUAAAGAUGUGCAAGCUUUCUACACUGAGGAUGGAAAGACCCCUGCAAGAUCGGUGCUUAGUCCGUUGCCCAACAACAUCUUAUAUAGAAGAGGUGCUUUAUGUAACAAUUUGGAAGCAGAGAUUCGACAAUGGUGGUAUAAACCCUGUGGACCUCUUAUUAUUUCAACUGCUAGCUGCCAGAGGGUCAUGAGAAUCCAUGACAUCCGUGAUGGGGAGCAAGUUAUGAAAUGGGAUGUGCAGAAGCCUGUGUUAUGUAUGGAUUAUUCAAGCCCCUUGCAGUGGAGGAACAGAGGAAAAGUAGUUGUAGCUGAAGCAGAGGCUAUCUCUCUGUGGGAUGUGAACUCUCUCAAUCCUCAGGCAUUACUUUCGGUUUCUACAUCUGGAAGAAAAGUCUCUGCCCUUCAUGUGAAUAACACUGACGCUGAACUAGGUGGUGGCGUUCGGCAAAGGUCAACUUCAUCAGAAGCAGAAGGAAACGAUGGAGUUUUCUGCACCCAGGAUUCUAUAAAUAUUUUAGACUUCCGACACCCGAGUGGUGUCGGCCUUAAGAUAUCAAAACUCGGUGUGAAUGUUCAGUCUGUUUUCUCUCGUGGAGAUUCUAUCUAUCUUGGUUGCAACAAUGUGAGCUCAGGGGCUAAAAAACAGUUCUCUUCAGAAGUGCAGCAGUUUUCAAUGCGCAAUCAGAGACUAUUUAGCACUUAUGCUUUUCCAGAAUGCAAUGCAGAUAGCCACCAAAGAGCAAUUACACAAGUUUGGGGAAAUUCAAAUACUGUUAUGGGUGUUUGUGGAAGAGGGCUGUUUGUGUUUGAUCCCUUGAAGGAUAAUGAACUGCAGUGCUUUACCACUGAAUUUGGAAAGACUCAAAAUGUCAGAGAAAUUAUUGGCCCAGAUGACUUGUAUUCGCCUUGUUUCGAUUACUUGUCCUCUCGUGCUCUCCUCAUAUCUAGAGAUCGUCCAGCAAUGUGGAGGCACUUAACAUAGGAAGGCUGAUAGGAGUUCUCAGCAUAAGUUAUUUUGGUAGGUCUCAAUAUAAGAAUGUGUUAACGUGUUUUUUGGUGUCUGUUACAUACUUUGUAGAACUUUGAAGAUAAUUGCUAUUCAUCAAAAUGUGUUUGGCUUCAUAGAAGCACAAAUAUCUUGUAUGUGUAUGUUUUGAAGGUAUUGUACUAGGGACGAAUAUAUGUAUCUUGUAGGUGAAUGAAAAAUGUUUAAUUUUCUCUUGUUGGUU
Messenger RNA from Ziziphus jujuba (common jujube), 3335 nucleotides. RefSeq names its product KIN14B-interacting protein At4g14310. Lineage: Eukaryota; Viridiplantae; Streptophyta; Magnoliopsida; Rosales; Rhamnaceae. The transcript has 3 exons. Gene Ontology annotation, molecular function: protein binding. The coding region runs from base 149 to 3088 and encodes 979 amino acids. The record is from RefSeq and is a predicted model, not a curated record.